This is a messenger RNA of Astrephomene gubernaculifera, 653 nucleotides long. The record is from the annotation of a GenBank genome assembly. NCBI's taxonomy places the organism in Eukaryota, Viridiplantae, Chlorophyta, Chlorophyceae, Chlamydomonadales, Astrephomenaceae.
GGCUGCCGAGCGGUGUGAGGUGCUGGCGGGCGACUGCCGGGGGGCGCUGCCGCGGUUCGCCGGGCUGGCUGACCGGGUGCUGCUGGGGCUGCUGCCCUCCUCGCGGGGGGGCUGGGAGGCGGCGGUGAGGGCGCUCAAGCCGGAUAGGGGCGGCUGGCUGCACCUGCACCACAACGUGACGGACCGCGAGGAGGCGGGGUGGCUGGCGGACACGAUGCGGGAGCUGCGGCGGCUGGCGGGGCAGGCGGGGCGGGCGUGGAGCGUGAGGCUGCACCACGUGGAGCGGGUCAAGUGGUACGCGCCGCACAUCCGACACAUUGUGAUGGACAUUGAGUGCCGCCCCCUGGGGGACGGCCAGCAGCAGCAGGAGGGGGAGGAGGAGGGCCGGGGGGCUACUACUGUCGCUACUGCAGAGGCCGCCGCCUCCACCACCUCCGCGUCCGCCCCUACCUCCGCCGCGGGUGCUGCUGCAGCCGCCCCUACCGGCACCUCCCUUGCCGCCCCCGCCAGCCGGCCUCCCUCCGUCCCCGCAGUGGCGGCCCCUGCUGCUGCGGAGGCAGGGGAUGCAGGUGCAGGUGCCGCCAGCAGCAGCAGCGGCAGCAGCAGCGGCAGCGGCAGUGGCAGUGGCGGGCGGGAGCAGCCCCCCUGGUACC